CUGUACUCGGUCGGUACAGUACUUAGCAAGGAUCGAGAGAAGUGCCCCUCGUCUUGACCCAAACCCAAUUUUGCCCCGCAUUUCCUGCCGGGUCAAAAUUGUUUGACGACUCCAACCCCACCAUCAACAGAAAGAGAGAGAGACCCCAAGUCCUCGCUAAGCCAACAAAAUUCAAUCACCAACCAAACAACCCGGAGUCUUUCUUCUUCGAGGUUCCGCCUUACCAUCUGCCCAAACUGUUUUCCCUACGAGCCGCCGCACGCCCAGCAGCAGCCCUGCGAAGCGUCUCUCCCCUGCGCCAAGUCUCGUCCCGGCCGCUCAACGCCAUCUCGCUGUCCAACCCGCGCAUCAUGGCCGCCCUCGACGCGCAAAAGUACACCCCCACCGAGGAGUCCGAGAUCCAGGCGUGGCUCGACAAGGCCGCCUCCAUCAAGGCUGGUGCUUCCGACGCCCUCCUCGACUCCCUCAAUGCCGACCUCGCGACCCGCACCACCGCCAUCGGCACCAAGCCCAGCAAGGCCGACGUUGCCCUGUACGAGUCACUCGCCCCGCUCGUCAAGUCCUGGACCCCGGAGCAGCGCACCGGCCAGAACGGCCGCCCCAACAUCGUCCGCCUCGUCGAUUUCGUCCAGAACAGCCCGCUCUUCGGCCUCAACGUCGCCGACGCCGACAAGGUGCAGGUCGAUGCCGAGGAGAUCCUCUACGUCAAGCCGCCCGUCGACGCCAAGGCCGAGAAGGAGCGGCUGAAGAAGGAGAAGGCCGCUGCUGCUGCUGCGGCGGCGGGGGGCGUCGGCGCCGAUGGAGACAACAAGACGCUCGUGGAUCGGACAAAGGAAGCCGCCGGUGUGGUGGCGGACGAGGCCGCCGAGGUGAAGGACAAGGCGGCGGCGGCGGUCGCGGGAGAGGCCGGCGCGGCCGCCAAGAAGCAGAAGAAGGAGAAGAAGGAGCGGGCGCCCAAGCAGCCGGCGGCCCCGGCGGCCCCGGCGGUGCUGUCUCCCUGCCUGAUCGACCUCCGCGUCGGCCACAUCCUCAAGGCGAUCAAGCACCCCGAGGCCGACUCGCUCUACGUCUCGAGCAUCGCCAUGGGCGACGCGCCCGGCACCGACGACACGUCCGAGUACGAGGGCCAGGUGGUGCGGACCGUGUGCUCGGGCCUCAACGGGCUCGUCCCGCUCGAGGAGAUGCAGGGCCGCAAGGUGGUGGUGGUGUGCAACCUGAAGCCCGUCAAGAUGCGCGGCAUCAAGUCGGCCGCCAUGGUCCUCGCCGCCUCGCCCCGCGUCAAGGAGGGCGAGGCCGACGACCACAAGGGCCCCGUCGAGCUGGUCAACCCGCCAGCCGAUGCCAAGGCCGGCGAGCGCGUCUUCUUCGAAGGCUGGGAGGGCGAGCCCGAGAAGGUGCUCAACCCCAAGAAGAAGAUCUGGGAGACCUUCCAGCCCGGCUUCACCACCACGGACGAUCUCGAGGUCGCGUUCGACGCCGGCGUGGUCGAGGCGCUGGAAGGCAGGACCGGGUUGGGGAGGCUGGUGACGGCCAGCGGCGGCGUCUGCAAGGUCGUCUCACUCAAGGGAGCUCAGGUGCGGUGAGGUACGGUCUGACUAUCCAGCCAGGUUAUCAUAUAAGUGAGGGUAGAUCUAGAUACCGGCACGAUGGGGAAUUAUCAAACAACGGAAAGUGUUGGACCGCAUGUUUGUCAGGAGGAAGAAAAAGAAAUAGAACAUGUGUACGGAGCUACCCGUACGAUGCCGAAACAAACCAAUCCUCUCCCCACCAGAUCGCAAUUCUUUC
Thermothelomyces thermophilus ATCC 42464 is the source of this 1785-nucleotide messenger RNA. RefSeq lists its product as uncharacterized. The transcript has a single exon. The record is from RefSeq and is a predicted model, not a curated record. Gene Ontology annotation, cellular component: methionyl glutamyl tRNA synthetase complex. Lineage: Eukaryota; Fungi; Ascomycota; Sordariomycetes; Sordariales; Chaetomiaceae. Bases 351 to 1583 code for a protein of 410 amino acids. Gene Ontology annotation, molecular function: tRNA binding.